AUGAAAGUGGUGGUGGAGGUUAUUAAUGCUCGUGAUCUUAUGCCCAAGGAUGGUGAAGGAUCAGCAAGUCCCUUUGUGGAAGUAGACUUUGAAAACCAGCUGAGCCGAACUAGAACUGUUCCAAAGAACCUCAAUCCCACUUGGAAUCAAAAACUUGUCUUUCAUUUAGAUGCAACCAAACCUUACCAUCGCCAAAUCAUUGAAGUCUCAGUCUACAACGAGAGGAGACCUAUUCCUGGCAGGAACUUCCUUGGAAGGGUAAGAAUUCCUUGCUCUAACAUUGUCAAGGAAGGUGAGGAAGUGUAUCAGAUUUUCCCACUUGAAAAGAAAUGGUUUCUCUCACCUGUUAAGGGUGAGAUCGGCCUCAAAAUAUACCUUGCAUCAGGGUCCAAACCAAAACCACACUCUCCUAUUUUCCCUUCAGAAAUAGAAAAACUCUCUCCUUCUACUACUACACCACAAGUAUCAGAAUCCACUACUACUAAACUUCCUUCUCUUCAUAUUAUCCCCUCAGACAAUACAAGCCUACCUGACAGAACAUUCACUCAGCAAGACAAAAUAUUAGAAGCUGGUCCCGCUCAGGAUCCUACAUUUGACACCCCAAAAGCAACCAGAGAAGAAGAAGAAGAAGCUCAGUCUAGUGACAUUGAUAUUGAUCAAGAGCCAAAGGAAGAAAGCAGAGAACCUGUCCUUGAGAUAGCCCAACAACUAGACAAACACCAAGUUCUUCAGCCACAAAUGAUUUCAAUAAAGAAAAGGCCACAAGGUACUCCAUUCACAAUGCACUCUGUUGAUCCACAAGUUCACCCUAGCCAUGAUGAAAGCGACAAUCACAAUGACAUCAACCUGCAGCCAAGGAUUUCAAUCAAGAGACGGCCGCGACCACAGGGCACUCCAUCACCAGCGCAUUCAGUUAAUCCACAAGUCCAUACUACCUAUGAUGAAAACUAUAGUCUAAUGGGCACCAACCCUCAACAGCCAAGAAUUCUAGUAGAGAGACAACCAAAGAGUAGUAGUACUCCACUCACCAUGCACCCAGUUAAUCCACAAGUCCAUGCUAGCAAUGAUGAAAACUACAACCUCAAUAACACCAAAGCUUAUGGUGGAAGAGGGUGGCUGAGUGGUACUAGUGAAAGAUUCACAAGCACAUAUGACCUUGUUGAGCAGAUGUUUUAUCUUUAUGUUCGUGUCGUGAAAGCAAAAGAUCUUCCCACAAGCACCAUCACCUCAAGCUGUGAUCCUUAUGUGGAAGUGAAGCUGGGAAACUAUAGGGGAAGAACAAAGCACUAUGAGAAGAAAUCGAACCCAGAGUGGAACCAAGUGUUUGCUUUCUCCAAAGACCGUGUUCAGUCUUCUGUUCUAGAAGUCUUUGUGAAAGAUAAAGCAAUGUUAGGAAGAGAUGACUAUCUUGGAAGAGUGAUUUUUGACCUCAAUGAGGUUCCAACCAGAGUUCCACCAGACAGUCCACUAGCUCCUCAGUGGUACAGACUCGAGGAUUUGCAAGGAGAAGGCAUGGUUAGAGGUGAUAUCAUGCUUGCAGUUUGGAUGGGAACACAAGCUGAUGAAGCUUUCUCGGAUGCUUGGCAUUCCGAUGCUGCCACUGUCUAUGGGGAGGGUGUUUUCAACAUAAGAUCAAAGGUUUAUGUGUCUCCAAAACUGUGGUAUCUCAGGGUCAAUGUCAUUGAAGCACAAGACGUGAUACCAGGCGACAGAAACCGCUUACCAGAGGUUUCUGUGAAAGCUCAAGUUGGCUGCCAAAUGAUGAGGACCAAGAUAUGCUCCACUAGAACAACCACCCCAUUUUGGAAUGAAGAUUUGGUUUUUGUAGCUGCUGAACCAUUUGAGGAGCAAUUGACAAUCACUGUGGAGGAUCGCUUGCACCCUUCAAAAGAUGAGGUACUUGGGAAGAUUAGCCUACCAAUGAGCCUCUUUGAGAAGAGGCUGGACCACAGGCCAGUUCCUUCUCGCUGGUUCAAUCUUGAGAAGUUUGGUUUUGGAGUGAUGGAAGGUGAUAGGAGGAAUGAGCUUAAAUUUUCAAGCAGGAUUCACUUGAGAGUUUGCCUUGAAGGUGGAUACCAUGUCCUAGAUGAAUCCACUUUGUACACAAGUGAUCAAAGAACAACAGCAAGACAGCUAUGGAAGCAGCCUAUUGGGAUACUUGAAGUGGGUAUCUUAGGAGCACAAGGGCUUCUCCCAAUGAAGAUGAAGGAUGGCCGUGGCAGCACUGAUGCAUAUUGUGUUGCCAAGUAUGGUCAGAAAUGGGUCAGAACCAGAACACUUUUGGACACUUUUAGUCCUAAGUGGAAUGAGCAAUACACAUGGGAGGUUUAUGAUCCUUGCACUGUGAUAACAUUGGGGGUCUUUGACAACUGCCACUUGGGUGGAAGUGAAAAAGCUCCUGGUGGCAGUUCAGCUAGAGAUUCUCGGAUUGGAAAGGUAAGGAUUCGGCUAUCAACCCUUGAAGCUCAUAGGAUCUACACCAAUUCUCACCCACUUCUUGUUUUACACCCACAUGGGGUUAAGAAGAUGGGUGAGCUUCAGCUAGCAGUGAGGUUCACAGCACUUUCACUAGCCAACAUGGUUCAUAUUUAUGGCCAACCCUUGCUGCCAAAGAUGCACUACUUACAUCCUUUCACAGUUAACCAAAUAGAUAGUUUGAGGUACCAAGCCAUGACUAUUGUAGCUGCAAGGCUUGGCAGAGCUGAACCCCCUUUGAGGAAGGAGGUGGUGGAGUACAUGUUGGAUGUUGAUUCUCAUUUGUGGAGCAUGAGAAGAAGCAAAGCUAACUUCUUCCGCAUAAUGUCCCUUCUUUCUGGCAUGAUGACAAUGGGAAGAUGGUUCAUUGAUGUUUGCCAUUGGAAGAACCACAUCACAUCAGUUCUGGUUCACAUUCUUUUCCUAAUACUGAUAUGGUACCCAGAAUUGAUCCUACCAACAUUGUUCCUCUACAUGUUCUUGAUUGGUCUGUGGAACUAUAGGUUCCGUCCUAGACACCCACCUCACAUGGACACUAAACUCUCAUGGGCAGAAGCUGUUCACCCUGAUGAACUUGAUGAAGAGUUUGACACAUUCCCAACUUCUAGAUCAAAUGAUGUGGUGAGAAUGAGGUAUGACAGGCUUAGAACUGUUGCAGGUAGGAUUCAGACUGUUGUUGGGGACAUAGCUACACAGGGUGAGAGGUUUCAGUCUCUACUGAGCUGGAGAGACCCUAGAGCUACCAGUUUCUUUGUAGUGUUUUGCCUUUGUGCAGCUGUGAUUCUCUAUGCAACACCAUUCAGAGUUGUGGCUCUGGUGACAGGCUUGUAUUUUUUGAGACAUCCAAGGUUUAGGAGCAAGCUACCUUCUGUACCAAGUAACUUCUUCAAGAGGCUUCCAGCUAGAACAGAUAGUUUACUGUGA
This is a messenger RNA of Abrus precatorius (Indian licorice), 3399 nucleotides long. Its product is annotated as FT-interacting protein 1-like. Lineage: Eukaryota; Viridiplantae; Streptophyta; Magnoliopsida; Fabales; Fabaceae. The transcript has 2 exons. Bases 1 to 3399 code for a protein of 1132 amino acids. The record is from RefSeq and is a predicted model, not a curated record.